This is a messenger RNA of Durio zibethinus, 1632 nucleotides long. RefSeq names its product increased DNA methylation 1-like. NCBI's taxonomy places the organism in Eukaryota, Viridiplantae, Streptophyta, Magnoliopsida, Malvales, Malvaceae. Gene Ontology annotation, biological process: negative regulation of DNA-templated transcription; regulation of transcription by RNA polymerase II. Gene Ontology annotation, molecular function: transcription corepressor activity. Gene Ontology annotation, cellular component: nucleus. The record is from RefSeq and is a predicted model, not a curated record.
AUGGCUUAUAAUUUGAGGAACAGGAACUUGUUGAAUACCAGGGGUACUUAUUUGGGGUCGAGUGGUUCGGACAAUGAAAGCCAUGAUUCCACUCAUUCUGACCCUGACUAUGUGAGGCCGCCUAGGCCGCCAAGAAGGCCAAACCAGAACAAUGUUAGACCAUCUUCUGAUACAAUGCAAAGGAGUGCUGGUGCAUAUUCUGGGGCUGCAAGGUCUCUCAGGAAUAUAACUGGGAUUGUGGGGAGAAGGCGACCAGGACGACCCCCAAAGGCAAGGGCUAAUGGGCAAGAAGACAGGCAAGGCAGCAUAGAGAGACAUAGAAGGAGGAAAAGAACGAAUUUUUCUCAAAUGCCUGAAGAUAAGAUAACAAAGAGAACAGUGUUGUCUUGGUUGAUAAGCUUGGGCGUAGUUGAAGAAAAUGAAGUAGUCUGGUACGUUGAUGCAGAGGCUAGAAAUAUACUGGGAGAAGGCAAAGUCAAUAAGGAGGGCAUUUUAUGCAGUUGUUGUGGUCGUCAGAUGACAGUCGGAGAGUUUGAGCUUCAUUCCGGAAGUCCAACCGGAAAGCCCUAUGAGCAUAUAUAUUUAGCAGGUUCACAGCUUUCGCUGUUGGAGUGCCAAAAAGAAGCAUGGGAAGUGAGGAAGGAAGAAGAAAAACCUACAUACAACGACAUACAGCCUCCACCAAUAGCUGAUGAUAAAAGUGAUGAUGCCUGUAUGAUUUGUGCUGAUGGAGGGGAUUUGAUUUGCUGUGAAAGAUGCCCUUCAACAUUUCAUCCCAAGUGCAUUUUCAUGGAGACCAUUCCCCAAGGUGAUUGGCUAUGUCCAUAUUGUGUCUGCAAAUACUGUGGCAUUGGGGAUGGGCUUUUAAAGAAGUGCACCCUAUGUGAAAAACUAUAUCAUUGCAAGUGUGGAGGAGAAAUGUUGGACCUGAUGAAUUCUCCAGCCUCAUUAUUCUGUGGAAGCAGUUGCAGAAAGAUAUAUGAAGGGUUACAGAGGAUGCUUGGAGUUAGAAAUGAACUUCAAGAUGGCCUUUGUUGGACUCUGCUCCAACGUUCAGAGAAGCCAUUUGAUUCCUACGCAGAUGAUGUGUACAACAGAGUACAAAACAACUCCAAGAUUGCUGUGGCGUGGCUGGUAAUGAACGAAUGUUUCUUGUCAACCAUAGACCGCCAUACAAGAGCCAAUAUUGUCCAAAGCAUCGUGUACAAUCGCGGGUCCAAUUUGACCCGUAUCAAUUAUAGUGGCUUUUAUACUGCUGUCCUGGAAAAGAAUGAUGAAAUCAUCUGUGUUGCAUCAAUAAGGGUGCACGGAGAAAGGUUAGCUGAGAUGCCCUUCAUUGGAACCCGUGGGGAAUACAGGCGUCUGGGGAUGGCUCGAAUCCUGGAAAACUGUGUUGAAUCUGCUCUUUGUGCUCUAAAAGUUGAGAAGCUGGUGAUUCCAUCAGUCAAUCAACUUGUAGGAAUGUGGAUUCGAAAGUAUUUCUUCUCCCGCAUCGAAGAGGACCGCCUGAAAAAGGAGUUAAGCCAGUACAAUAUGGUGAUGUUCCCUAGGACAGUAGUAAAACUACAUAAAAACUUGGUGAUGCUUCCUGACUUGAACAUGGGUCCUCCUGAAACCAAUGGGGUUCUCUAA